AUGGCCGAUCAGAUUAACGAGAAGCCUGAGGUUGAGGCAACUGCUUCCGGCGCGCAGGAAGUUCCUGCCGCAGAGAAGCCCACUGAGCCAUCGUCGAUCGGAAACGAUGCCGCAAAGGCCGAUGGCGAGGCAAACGAGGAAGAUACAAAGACCGCUGAGGAAACCAAGGAAGCUGGAAACUCAGAGAAGCCCGCCCAAGAUAAAGACGCGGCCGAAGCACCAAAGGAGGACUCAAAGCCCACUGAAGACGGUGCAGAUACCGAAAUGAAGGACGCGACUGAGGCCCUGGCUGCCGGGGAGACCAAGCCCGAGAACUCCGCUCCAUCUGCCGAUGGUGAGACAGCAACCGAAAACGCCGCCACUGAGUCUGCCUCAGCUAAGGCGAAGAACAAUAGACGAAAGUCGACUGGCGGUGGCAGCCGCAAGAGCCUGAGCAAGAAGGCCUCCAAGGCGCGUCUCACGCAUUUGGACGCCAAGCCUGGAGACCACUUCUUGGUCAAGCUCAAGGGUUUUCCCGCUUGGCCUGCCAUCAUUUGCGAUGAAUCAAUGCUGCCACAAGCUCUUGUCGAUAGCCGCCCUGUAGCUGCUGCGCGACCUGAUGGCUCCUAUACCGAGGCAUACGCUGAUGGUGGCAAACGUGUCAACGACAGAACCUUCCCAGUCAUGUAUCUCCAUACGAACGAAUUUGGCUGGGUGCCCAAUACUGGACUUACAGAGCUUACUCCUGAAAAGGCCCGAGAGACCAUCACCGAGAAAAUGCGCAAGGACUUGAAGGAGGCUUUCUCGCUCGCCGCCGAACACAACUCUAUCGAACACUACAAGGACGUGCUUAAGCAAUUUCAAGAUGAACUGCUUGCCAAGCAGCAAGCUGCUGCGACACCCAAGAAGAGCAAGAAGGGCAAGGCCAAAGCUGCUGACGAAGACGUCGAGAUGGAAGACGCCGACGAUGCUUCAGAAAAGUCCAAGUCCAAGAAGCGCAAGGCUGAGGAUGACGCUAGUACACCACAACGACCCGAAUCCGUCAAGAAACCCAAGAUUAAGCUCAAUACAUCAACGCCCAAGGCUGCCAAUGGCACUCCUAAGACCAAGGAGGAAUCUGCUGCCAAAGCCAAGGUCAAGGUCAAGAAGUCGUCUGAUAAGAAGGCUGAGACCACCAAGAAGGCCAAGAUGACACCUGAGGAGCGAAGGCAUCACAAGGAGAAGGAAGUGUUAUAUCUCCGUCAUAAGCUUCAACGAGGUCUCCUCACCAGAGAUCAGCAACCCCAGGAAUCAGAGAUGGAGCACAUGUCCGAAUACGUCACCAUGUUGGAGAAUCUGAAGGAUCUUGAGGUGUCCAUCAUUCGUGCGACCAAGAUCAACAAGGUUCUCAAAGCUAUUCUCAAAUUGGAAUCGAUCCCCCGUGAGGACGAGUUCCAUUUCAAGGACCGUUCCAAGGUUCUUCUGGACCAGUGGACUCAGCUACUGGCUACUGAAAAUGCCACUCCUGCUCCCGAUGUCACCAACGGCGUCAAUGGCAAGUCGGAAGCCAAGCCAGAUGACAAGAAGGACGAUAGUGGCAAGGAGACUACUGAAGAACCAAAACCCGAGGCCACAAAGACGGAAGAAGCCAAGACUGAGAAGCCCGGGGAGACCGAGGAGGAGAAGAUUGCGGAAACACCACAAGCAUCAGCGUCUGAAGAGAAGAAGGACGAGGUCGCAUACAUAUUUGACCCUGAAAACGAUGGGACACGCCAAAAGCCAGCCAAGCGGAGAAGAAGAUCUAAGCAGGGCCAGGAUUCUGCAGAAGUGGUGAAAGAUUCAUCAGCUUUUGUGCCUCUUCUCAAUGGUGCUGAGAAAUCCGAACUCGUCAAAUUAAGGGAGAGAUUGUUCCAGGAGAGCUGGACCAAGAUUGAUGAACGGAUCGAGGUGAGUGGACGAAGCUUGUUCACCGGAUAUGUCGCUCACAUGGAUCAGAGAAUACUCAAGACUUCAAAUAUCGAGACUCUCAAUGAAGUCAGCGAGUUUGUCAAAGACGCGGUGACAGAAUCUGGGGAUAGAAUCCCUUCAGCAUUCAUCAUCACAGGACCUAAUAUCGCAUCACAAGAUCUGCUUUUUCAACAAUUAUCGGAGACACUUGAGCAAACAACAUCGAGCAAGUUUGUUGGUUUGCGGUCAUCAGAGGCAUCGACGCUGAAAGCCACUUUGAAGAAGAUUAUUCGAGACGUCACAGCCAAGGCCUCGACUGAUGAGGACGAUGAUCUUGAAGUCAGCGACGGCCGAGAGGGACGGAGGUAUCUCGACUAUGAUCUUGAGGCACUAUAUGCAUUUAUCAGGCCCCAAAAUGUAGAGCAUGUGUUUGUCGCCUUUCAAGACAGUGAAGGGUUCGACAGCAGUUUAUUAUCGGAUCUGAUCAUUCUCUUCAACUCUUGGCGCCCUCGUAUACCGUUUACUCUCCUUUUUGGCAUCGCCACAUCAGUCGAGCUUCUCCAAGCCAGACUACUCAAGACUUCCUGUCAGCAAAUUUAUGGAGCGCAAAUUGACGUAAUUCAGACCUCGGCCAUUCUCGAGACAGUCUUCAAAACAGCGGUAGCAACAUCUGAUGCUCCUGUCGUACUGGGUGCAUCGCUCAUCCGCAGCCUGCUUGAUCGUCAGCACGACCAGGUUUCAGGCAUCCAGACGUUCACUAUGUCGUUGAAGUACGCUUAUAUGUGUCAUUUCUAUGCGAAUCCACUCAGCGUUCUCGAGCAUACCGCAUCGUUACAAGCUGAGCAUAUCGAGGCCAUUCGGCAUACUGAUUCUUUCAGGGAAAAUGUUGAGCAGGCAGUAGAAUCUGGCAUCUUGGAUAAUGUGCAAUACGCCAAAGAUUUGCUUGAGAACGACGAGUUUCUCGUUUCGCGAGUUCAAGAUAGCCUAGCGCGUCGUCAAGAGUCUGUUGAGGAAUUCUUGCGGUCACUUCUGAUUCUGGGAGAAACAGAAUCGCAAGACAUAGAGUUCUCAAGAGCAUAUGCGGAAGCGUUGGAUGAGGGCGCUUCAAUUACCGAGGAUUCGAGAGCUAUUGAGUCGGUCCGGCGUAUGGACGUCAGCGAGCUGCUGGUAAUGCUUCGCAAGGUUGUAUCAAUCUUGCAGAAGGGAGACAGCGGCUUGCUUCUUGGUCCAGCAUCGAAGCAAACGGACAUUGAAUUUCGAGAUGCAUUGGCAAGACAGCUUGUCAAUCUGGAAGAGCUACAAUCAAGGGCAGAAGAGCAGGAGAUUACACUACGGAGCAAGUACAGCGGACAGAGCAAAGUGAUGCGCACAACUGUGAUUGCACAAAGAGUUCAAUUGAGUCAAGACUCGGCUGCGCUGACAGACGAAGACAAGCAACUUACUCAGGCCGUCGACGACAUCACGGGGCUAUUGAUCAGGCAUGUUCAGUCUGUGAGGCCCAGCUCUCUUUUGUUGUCGGAGAGCUGGUUAUACGAUUCUCGAGCCCCAUCGCGAGACGUGUUCGUGCCUCGACCACGGGCAGUUCUAGAACGCAGCCUCACGAGGCCCCACGACUAUUUGUCAUGUUCAUGCUGCAAUCCAGGCGAUGGAGAAACGCCGGCCACUCUGCCGGCCACGGCGCUCUUGUACCGGCUAUACACAGAGACCGGGAGCCUCAUCAACGUGGCAGAUCUCUGGGCUGCAUUCUCAGCGCUUGUAGGCGAGGAGGAGACAGACGAACGCAGGUCGCUGGUGAUGUUUUACCGUGGGCUGGCUGAGCUGAGGGCUUUGGGAUUUGUCAAAGCAAGCAAGAAGAAAGCGGACCACAUUGCCAAGCUGAAGUGGCUCUGA
Molecule: messenger RNA, 3795 nt
Organism: Fusarium musae
Lineage: Eukaryota; Fungi; Ascomycota; Sordariomycetes; Hypocreales; Nectriaceae
Exons: 10
Coding region: 1-3795 (1264 amino acids)
Biological process (GO): DNA replication initiation; DNA replication
Cellular component (GO): nuclear origin of replication recognition complex; nuclear pre-replicative complex; DNA replication preinitiation complex
Molecular function (GO): DNA replication origin binding
Source: RefSeq, a predicted model, not a curated record